This is a messenger RNA of Teleopsis dalmanni, 514 nucleotides long. RefSeq lists its product as uncharacterized. Bases 71 to 397 code for a protein of 108 amino acids. The transcript is spliced from 5 exons. The record is from RefSeq and is a predicted model, not a curated record. NCBI's taxonomy places the organism in Eukaryota, Metazoa, Arthropoda, Insecta, Diptera, Diopsidae.
AUUAAAAUUCAAGUAAGAAUGUUUCAAAAAUAGUUAAGAUUAAAAAUACAGUAUUCAAAAUUAUCGCAAAAUGAGUACAAUAAUAAAAAACGUCGGGAAGGUUAUUGGGGCAGCUAGGGGAUCCUGUAUAUUUCGAGGUGGUAGUCGUUCAUUCAGUCGAAAGGGAAAACAGACAACAGUUAAUGCGACAACUGGUGACGAAUGUGCUUCAAAAAAGCGAAGUGAAGGUGAACCAGCUAUAAGAAGCAAUGACAAAUACCAGCAGGACGUUAAACAUAGUGUAGGAGCCGCAUCUUCUACAUAUCAGGAAUACAACACGUACUACAAAACUCUGGAGAAGAAAAAAAACAAAAGUUGUAGAGAACAACUUGAAUUUAAAGUUAUGCAGAAUCCAUGACUUCCUAGCCUGCCCCAAUCUAUGUUCCAUUUCAGACGAUUUCCAUGCGUUCCUCAAAUUUAAAUUUUGUACUCAUUUCGUUACUUAAUUAAAUACAUAUUUUUUAAUACAACCAAA